This is a messenger RNA of Aspergillus mulundensis, 348 nucleotides long. RefSeq names its product histone H2A.Z-specific chaperone CHZ1. The coding region runs from base 1 to 348 and encodes 115 amino acids. Lineage: Eukaryota; Fungi; Ascomycota; Eurotiomycetes; Eurotiales; Aspergillaceae. The record is from RefSeq and is a predicted model, not a curated record. The transcript has 3 exons.
AUGGGUGACAACAACCAAGCUACUUCCCCGGGCAAUGACCCUGCUGCUCACGCUCCCGAUGCCGCUGCGCUCGACAAGGGCAAGGGCAAGGCUGUCGAGGACAUGGACGUCAGUAUGGAUGAGGAGGAGGAGAGCGAGGAGAGUGAUGCUGAGCCUAUGGCUGAAGAUGAGGAUGAUGAGGAUGAUAGCAACCUCGAGCGCAUCUCCACCGAAAACAUCAUUAGCGGUGGACGCCGCACUCGCGGCAAGACCCUAGACUACCAGGAGGCCGCGAAUAAGAUCGGCGACGAUGAGAUGGACGAGGAAGAGGAUGAUGAUGAGGACUUCCAGCCGGCCGACAAGCAGUGA